Messenger RNA from Prorocentrum cordatum, 2853 nucleotides. The record is from the annotation of a GenBank genome assembly. Lineage: Eukaryota; Dinophyceae; Prorocentrales; Prorocentraceae.
AUGCGGCAGCAGGAAGCUUUCUCCAGGCGGCAGACCUACCUCGAGGACCAGUUCAACCUGGGGCGGCACGCGACGCGGGGCAGCGCAAAGACCGAAGAGCGAACCACCACGCAGCCCGACUACCAAGCUCACAACACCGACCACGACUCACCCACAGCAAGCACGCGAGGCUGCAUCCAAAAGCUCCUGCACGCGCUUCUCGGACCCAACACGAGACCGGACAACACAAACGAGGGCGCCUCGGCCGUCACGAUGCAGGCCGGGGUGGGGGCGCUGGAGACAGACAGCCCGACCCUGCAGCCGGGCCACCGCUUCUACCUGGCGCACAAGGGCAAAGAGGGCCAGCCCUCGCACCAGAGCCGCGCGCAGACGGGCGGCCGCAGCAGGUUACGGGCAUGGUGCGCCGCGCAGGGCGUGGACAUAGACCGACCGCCGCCCCCGGCCCACGACACCAGCGCCCAGGCCGUCCCAGAUUACAAUGGGCUUCGGAGCUACGCGCGAAGCGAAGAACCACCACCACGGGAGCCACCGCUGCUCCGAGCGCUCUGCUGCCGACGUCUCGGCCCCCCGCCCGAAUUCUCCGAAGUGCCAGACCGCCGCGCGGAAUGGUCCCCGGAGAUAGCUGCACGAGACACCAACGGGAGGAUCACGCAGUGGCUAGAGUCAUGGCUUUGCCCACGCUGCGGGGCGCGCUGCGCUGUCGACACGAUCGCGCCACAGGGCGGCCGACAGAUGCGCGCGAGGUGCCUAGAGCCGGGCACGUGGGCCGCGGAAGCCAGCACGGCACGCACCAACUCGGCAGUGCACGCGCCCCUGCUGCUAGCGGCCGCCGGGCUCAUAGACCCAAGCGAAGGGGCGCAGUGGAGUGAGCACCGCCUCACACAGGCCUGGUGGCAGCCGACGGUAGAGACGUUGCGGCUUGCAGAGGCGCCCCAGGGGCCGGAGCUGCCUGGAGACCAGCACGCGAACGGCCCUGCCGCCGUGGCGGGGAGAGGAAGCCCGAGCAGCGGCAACAACGGCGGAAACACGGGCGCGGAGGAGGGAGACGCCAACGACGGCGACAGCAACUCCAGCGAGAGCAACUCCAGCACCGAGGAGACCGACCACGAGGCCGGACCAGCGCAGGCCCCAGCCCCGAGCAACGGACCCACCGAAGAGUCCUGGGCAGCUCUCGGGAGCAUCGACCUCCAACAAGAGCUACGGAAAUUCGUGCCGACACUACAGAACGUGCCGCGUUUCCUGCGCGCGGAGACCCGGAUGGCGUUCACCACGGCCCUGAAGAGGAUCAAACGAGGACCGUCGGGAGUCCGCGUUGAGCACCUCAAGCCGCUGCUGGAACACGAAGAGCCCAUGGACCUGCUCGGAUUCGCCGCCGCUGCCCUCGCGGAGGCGCGGAGGACCCUCGAGCAAGGGGACUUCCUGGUCGCUUUCUUGGACGACGUGUACAUCAAGACCACCCGGGCCAGGGCCAGAGCCGCUUUCGACACCACCACCGGAGCAAUUCACCUCCACGCAAACGUGGAUUGCCACCUUGGCAUGUGCCUGGCUCCCAGCAGGGGCGGAGGCGCAGCGCCGCCUGGAAUCGGCGAGCUGGGACAAGACGUCUGGAGGGGCGACAGAGUGCCACCCGACCGAGGAAUCAAGAUCCUAGCGGCCUACUGGGGCGCUUGGGCAGACGCCCUACACAUGCUCCACCAACGGCGCCCUGUUGAAGCUGCAGCGAUCAGGGACCUCCUCGACGGCACCAGGCCCGGGCGUAGGGGCAACCUUGCCGCAGCCGCCGCGGCCGCACAGCUGCUCGAAUCCGAAGGCUUCCGGAGACCUUCCUGGACCGACCUGCUCCAGGGGCUGCGCCCAGAAGCGCCACCGCGCUCGGAGGCCGCCGAACCGGGGGAAUGGCAGCACGGCUGGCAGUUCCACGCUUGUUCCGCACGCAACACCCACUACAGGGACAACGUGUUCAUGCCCAGCCUCACCAGGGCCAACCAGGCCAUGCUAAGGUCAGGCCCAGGACCGAGGGCCGCCUACUGGCUUCACACCUUACCCACCACCGAGGGGCACGAGUUCAAGCCCGCGCGGUUCCUGGCAGCCUUGCGCCGGCGCCUCAGGCUCCCGCUGCCGCUCCUCCCGCACACGUGCGGGGCAGCCGGCCACCCAGGCUGCCGGGCCCGGCUGGACACGCUGGGAGACCACCUAGCCGCGUGCCCACGCACCGGGCUUCUCGCCAGACGCGCGAAACCGCUCGAACGAGCUUGGGCGAGGGUCGCCAGAGAAGCAGGAGGGAGAAUUGUCCCCCAACAGCUGCUGCGGGACACUAACGCCGUUGUCCACAACCCGCUGGACCGCAGACAAUUAGACCUAGUCGUCUACGGCAUCUCGCCGAACGGCGUCCCGCUGUGCUACGACAGCACCAUGGUGUCCCCCCUCCGCAGGGGCGGCUGGCACCGGCCGCGCACCUUCGACACCGACGACGCCGCGCUACUUGUGGCCGAAAGGCGCAAACGACGCAGGUACCACGAACUCACGACCGGCCAUUCAGGCCGCCUCAUUGUCCUCUCCUGCGAGGUCGGAGGCAGGUGGGGCCGCGACUCCCUCCAGCUGGUACGCCUGCUUGCCAAGCAGAAGGCGCGGGCCGCACCGGCCCUCCUCCGCCGCUCCGCGGAGCUCGCGUGCACCAACCGCUGGUGGGGGUUCCUGAGCGUCGCGGCCCAGGACGCGCUCAUGGCCACCCUGACGGGCGACGGCUACCUAGCCCUGGAGGGAGCCGCCGGGGAGGACGACCCAGACCUGGCCGAAGUGCUGCUCGCAGACUCCGCCAGCCCACCCGCUAACCGCCUGCCAGCGCGCCCCUGA